Messenger RNA from Parastagonospora nodorum SN15, 150 nucleotides. RefSeq lists its product as hypothetical. The coding region runs from base 1 to 150 and encodes 49 amino acids. The transcript has 2 exons. NCBI's taxonomy places the organism in Eukaryota, Fungi, Ascomycota, Dothideomycetes, Pleosporales, Phaeosphaeriaceae. The record is from RefSeq and is a predicted model, not a curated record.
AUGGUUUAUGAUCGAGUAUGGAGCGGAGAAAGCACAAAACUUCUCUACAUAUCACAAAACGGGAGCACCGAAGUAGCAAAUUCAACUGCCAAAAUGCGAACGAAAGACGAUGAAGAGCCGAGAUGCAGUUUCUGCAGUGAUGAUUUAUGA